Rhizophagus irregularis DAOM 181602=DAOM 197198 is the source of this 204-nucleotide messenger RNA. RefSeq lists its product as uncharacterized. NCBI's taxonomy places the organism in Eukaryota, Fungi, Glomeromycota, Glomeromycetes, Glomerales, Glomeraceae. The record is from RefSeq and is a predicted model, not a curated record.
AUGGAUGUGAUCCAGAAUGUAUUUUCAGGAAACAUAAUAUCAUAUGCAGUUGUAGCAGUUGCAUUAGCUUUUUUUCGUAAAUCUCAGCCUAGGAUAAAUAAUGAACUUGAAAGAACAGUCCUAGCAUUAAAUAAUGAAAUUCAAAGAAUGCGCACUGAAAUUAAAUGGAAGAAUAAUGCAAUAUUACAAGUAGGAUCAAACUGA